GUUGACAGCGUUAUUUUUUAAGCAUGUUGAAAAACCUGUGAAAUUAUUUUUACGGCUUAAGCUACUUCUGCAUGAAAGCUACGAAAUUCAGAUCAUAACUUGAAAUUCGAAGCAACAUCUUCACAUUUCAGGUCGCGAGCGCGUGGACUCCUGGUACAGCGCCAACUCGAAACGCAGCACCUACUUUUCCGUAACGGGCAGCUCCUAUCAAUCAACGGCCGACAGUUCAGAUCUGCCUCAAAUGGGCGGUGACUGUUGCGCAGGCGGCACGGUACCCAGGGAACGCACUUAUGGCCCGCCCCCUCAAAUACCCGGACUGCCCGCUCCUUUGCCGGCCACGUGGAAGUGUAUAGAGGGGCGGUUCGUGAUGGUGCAUGCAUCGUAUCAAAGUCAUUUGGGGGAGGAGUGCCUUUUCGCGCCUGAGGCCAGGUUGGACGAUGGGAAAAUUUGGUUGCUCAUCGUGAAGGCAGGUACAAGCCGAUCUCAAUUACUCCAUUUUCUGUUGGGAUUGAGUACGGGUGCCCAUGCUACAGCGUCCCAAAACCCAGAAGGAAUUCAACUGUUUCCAGUGAAUGCAUUUCGUAUAGAGCCAAAUAUGACAGAAAAUGGUUACAUGACAGUUGAUGGUGAACAUGUAGAAUAUGGUCCCAUCCAAGCAGAAAUAUUCCCGUCUCUGGGCAGGGCGAUGGUUCCCUGAUCAGAAAAGGCAACCAAUGAAAUUCUUCCAACUCGAAAAGCGAAGGUUGUGAUAUUGUCUACUCUGGAACCGCUACUCGUCAAAUUUGAGAGUUUUUAACGACAAGUUACCAGUGCUCAUUUCUUGUUAUUACGUUUAGAAGGUAGCUAAAUUCUCGUUAAGUUGAUGCGAAUUAGAACAUUAGGAACUGCUGCUGGAAUACAGGGUUUCUGGAAAUAUCCAGCUCUACAUAAUUACUGCAAUAUUACAUCAUUUAGGAUCAAUGACCUAGUUAUAUAAAUAUUUAUUUGGAGAUCCGAACUUUCAAGAAUAACCAUUAUAGUCGUUUAUUCGUCCUUUAACGUUUCAGCUCCUAGGCAAAAUAUCCCACUAGUUAAUUGCAAAAACACUAACAUUUAUUCUUUUACAUUUUCGAGACGACAACUUACUAUAUAAUCUGAGAAAUCUUAUAUUCUACUAUAUCAUUCUGGGCGUCCUGUAUACCUUCUUAAUUAUCAGGCCUAAACAGGAGUUACCACUACUCAUGUAUUUUUACAUUUUAUCUAUUUUUAAGUCGUUUAUAGAAUCCUUUUGAACUAAAUGUGAUUUCUAGCAUUCCUUUAACGUCAUUAUGCCUUUUUUCUUUUCCUAUUUUUUAUACAUUCUUGUCUUGCCAUUCCCCCAAAAUGUCAAAAGGGACAGUUUUUGUAGCUAUAACGAUUAGUUAUUAUUUUUGAAACUUUAAUAUUUUAUACCAUUUUUAAAUAUGUUUACAUUUAUUGUUGUUUGAUGUUUUAAGCUAACUUCAAACAUCGAACGGGUCGACUAUGUUACUAUGUUUUUUCGGUGAUUCUUUUGCCGCUUUAACAUUUUAUAUCAUUUGUAAAUACGGAUGUGCAUUUAUAACAAUUUAUAUUGAUUUUUAGAGUUGGCUUCAGGCUAUGAAACGCGUUUUGAACAUUUUUAGAUACUUGUUAUAGGAUUGACUAGUAUAGAUUCUAGUGUAGAAUUGCAUGAAAAUUGAUCUUCCAUAUGCAUUUCCAUGAACUGAUUUAUUUCGAAAGAAAAACUAUUUACAUAUUUUUUCCGAUAUUGCCUUAUUUGGAGUUUGUCUCCAUGGCAGCUUGAGUGAAAAGUUGGCCAUAUCAAUUCAUGGUGAUGCACUGUUAUUUGAUAAUAAUCCGAUAAUUAUUUUUAAAUCUAUUUUUCAGUAUUAAAAAGGAUGUCCGGUAAAUAGUACGACAAAAAAAAAGGUCGGUAGGCGAACGGCAGAUCUACAACAUACCAAAAACUGACCCUAGUAAAAGUUUCACUGUUUUUAACCUUACAGGAUAUCUGUUUGUUUUUUUUUUCCAAAAUAUUCUCAGAUAGUUGGUAUGUCAUUUGAAAUAUCAUGUUCGAUAAAUACAAUACAAGUAUGUACACUUGACAAACUAAUUUCUUCUUUAUAAUUUUUAUUUCAAAAAAUUAUUUUACUCAAUUUUGGUAUUCAGCAAUGAAAUAAAAAUGUACUAGACUGCUACUGCAAAUGAAAAAUAUACAUUGUUUCUGCCGUGAAGUCUGAUUUACGUUUAAAUACAAUAUUCGAAUUAUAGUUAAAAUGAAACCUUUUCCUAUAAAUAACGUGUUUAAUUGUUGAAUGAGAUUAAAAGUUAUUACUUACUCGUAAUUUGAAGGUAGGUAAAACAUAGGGGUGCGAGGGGACCUUGCUACCUGGCUUACCCUGAAAACCCGUGUUUGAAAAAUGCAACUAUUUUUUACGGCUUGUAAAGAUAUUUGCUGUUAUAGUUCAACAAUGGCUAAGUAUGCGCACUUCACUUUCUCUAUGGGUCCGUACAAUCUUUACCGGUGUUUUGUGCGCUUGUCUACCUCGCAACUCUCGUGUCUUGUUCACGUACUAACGAAAAAUUGCUUUCAACUAGGACUCUGAUGUGCUAAACGAUUUGGACAGUGUUGACUGUGAUAAUACCUACGUUUUGCGCUUCCUUGGACUUUGGUUUACUCUUUUUGAUUCGAUUGUCCUGAACUUGGCUAGGGCAUCAACAUCCGGUGGCAUCUACACGUCGCUUUAAUAUGGAGAUAUUCACCUCAUCUAUGGUGAAACUCGCUGCAAUGCUAGAGCUGCCGCGAGCCUUAAUACUGAGCGAUACCCCAAUCGCCGGCAUCCAGGCUAUGAAGCUUUUACCCGAACCCAUAGGGCGAUUUCUGAAGGACCUAGUCCUGGACAGCGUAACGGUGGUGCACGGCAUUCACUAAUCGAUGAGGAUAUUGUCUUAGACAAAGUUGAAGAAGAUCCAUCAACAUCCGUGAGAAUGAAAGACGUACAGAGAUACCAAAAUCCACAGCCCACGAAAUCUUGCAGCGUCAUGCUUUACAUCCUUAUAACAUUCAGAGUCCAAACUUUGCCGCCAAGGGAUUACCCCGCCAGAGUAACAUUUUGCCGGAAAAUGUUAGAAAGGCACCGAUCUGAUUCAAAUUUUUUUAACACAAUCAGUACAAAAUAAAUUUGUGGUCGGGAAUAUUUAGUUGCCAAAUUCUGGGACCCGUCGAAUUGCCGCCAAGUCUCCACUCUGAAAAUUAUUUAGAGUUCUUGGAGACACAAUUACCAAUUUUAUUAGGUGUCUCGUUGGAACAGCGGUGUACAUUGUAGCACGAAUACGAUUGGCUGAUCUGCUCAGUACGGUCGUCAAGUAAUGGCACAUUUGAAUAAGCGAUACCCCCGCCGAUGGUUCGGACGAUCUGACACAAUUGAGUGCCCCCCUCGGUCGCCCGAUCUAAACCCCCUAGAUUUUUUUACUAAGGUUGCCUAAAAGAUAAAGUGUACAGCAAAACUGUACAAAGCGCAGGCCAUUGCGACAGCAAAUAUCUUCAGCUGUUCAAGAGAUAUCACAAUUAAAUCUGAGGAAAUUAAAACAAGCAUUUCUGAAGAAGUGUCAAGCCUGUGUUAGAGUGGCAGGAAGGCAAUUUGAACACUUUUUAAGUGCAUUUUUUUAAUGUAGUAAAAAUUUGCAUUUUAAGCCUUAGGUUUGUAUUUUUCAAAUAAUGUGCAAUAUUUAAAGCCUUAAACGAGUAUUUUAUUUAGCAUUUCCUUAUUUUUCAAAUAAAUUGGCUUAGGUUUCCAAAAGUAACACUGCAAUGCUUUAAAACCGAAUUAGUGAUUCAAUUACAUUUUGACCUGAAUCCCUUCGAGCAGAAAAAUGCUGUAUUUUUUUGCGGUAGCAUUAUUUUACCUUUCUGAAUUCCUGAUUAAGCAAAUAAUCUAUCGUAAUAUUUGCAAUAGCAGUCCAGUACAUUUUUUUUUCACUGCUGAAGAUCAAAGUUGAGUAAAAUAGUUUUCCAAAAUAGAAACUAUGGAGAGGAAAUUAGUUUGUCAAGUUAACCUACUUGUAUUUAUCGAAAAUAAUGUAUCAAAUGGUAGACCAACUAUUUGAGAAUAUUUUGCAAAUAGAACCAAAUAAAUAUCCUGUUAUUUCUAGGCACAGCAACAAAAGGUAGAUCAAAAGAGGAAAUUUUUCGAAAAAUUAAUAUCUCAAAAAGAGUGGAACUUUUACUAGGUUCAUUUUUUGCUAUGUUGUAGGUCUGCCUUUUCCCCAUCUUCCUCAUUGUUUUUACGUACUAUUUACCUGACGCCCUGUAGAUAGUGCAUUCUUCCAUCACUUGUUUGUUCUUGUUGAACUCGUUAUAAUAGGUGCUAAUGUGAUAUACAAAAAAGUUAUUUGAAGAAUUUGCUUUAAGCAUAGCUUGAACUGUUUCCUACUAAUUUUUUCUAUUCUAGAGUAGUUUGGGAAUAAGGUUUUCAUUUGUUGGAAGGUAUCUGUCAUGAGGACAUAAAUUUAAGAAUCAAUGAAUCAAAACUUUUAUAUGACAAAAACUCCUCCAUGGAGAUCUUUCUAUGAUGCAAUAACAUCCUAUAUUUUGAUUUUUUUUUUAUGAUUGAUCAAAAGGAAUGUUUAUUGUAUAUUAAUUCAUGAACACAAUGUAUUUAAGUGAAUCCUAAGAAAAAAUGCUUAAACGCAUAAAUUCUAUUGAAUUGAAUUCCUUUUGGUCUAUUGAUUCUAAAAAACAAUGUAAUCAUUGUUUUGAGAAAUUACUAUGCCAGCGAUAGCGGUGGACUCGCAUAGUUGAGAUUCAAGCUGUAGAAAGCGCUUCAAAAGAAUACCAACAGGUCUUGGAGUAUAAGUAUUGGUUAACAUAUUCCACCAUACGGUAUCUCAUUUAAUUAAAUUCGCUGCCUUCAGGAAAAUAAGCGAAAGUACCCACGCGAAGCCAACCACCUGCUCAUAAUAUACACGGUGUCCCAUUUCAUAUGUUCAAAAACUGCACAUUCCACAAAAAAAGUUUGGGGAACCAAGGGGACAAAAUAAAUCAAUGUGGCCUCAACAAUGACCUUGAUAUGACCCUCAACGCCAACAGAAUAUUUUUAAAUUUGAAGUGAAAGGAGAAGCAUAUUUACAUCCUAAAAUCAGAUUGGUCACGACCUUGACUGGUGCAUUUUAGGCCAUUUCGAGACACCAAAAACAAUUUGUUCUAGCAAAAAUGUUCGACAGCACGUUGUGAGGAUCACCUAAAUGUGAGCUUGACCAUGACCUAGAUCAAUACAAAAUUCUCCAAUAUUAGAAAAAGCUGGAAAUUGUAUGUCCGAAUAUGACCUUGAUCUCAAUAUCAAGGGCGUGUGAAGCUUAAUUGCUAUUUAAGGUCAAGAUCACAUUAGGACGAAAAAUCUCCGGCUUUUUCCAGUAUAAAAACGAGAGGUUUCCUUUGCCAAUUUUGGCCUGAGAUUUAAAGUCAAGGGGCAUUUAGAUGAUCAUCACAACUGUGCUGUCGAACAUUAUUGCUAAAGCAAUUUGUUUUGACCUUGAAGGCAAUGAGCAGUCAUAGGCAAGCUAGUUGUUCAGACGAAAAAUUUGCUGCUAUUUUCAAUUCCGACGUGAAGAAGUUGGGGUUCCUUUUGAAAAUAUCGACUUGACCUUGAAAUUGCCUUAAAGGUCUUAGUCAAGGUCAUUAUCAUUUUGACCUCUCAAUAUCCUACAACUUUUUUUCUAGAAUGCGAGGUUCUCGAAAUAUUUGGUGGCAAGAUUAAAAUGGGACACCAUGUAUAUGUCUUUAUAUCACCAUCUUUAUUCACUAUUAGACUGUUGCCACAGGUUAUGAAAUUAUGAGGAAUGUUGAUGGGUGGUUUUUCAUCGGAAGUUGUGCGAGUUGUGUAGCCGAGCAGAUAGCGGGUCAAGCUGCUAAUUGGUCGACUCGAAUCUCCGUAUCGGAAGUUAGUUUCGAGCCAUGAAUGUUGUGUUGUAUAUAUUGCGCAUCAGACCUGGAAGAUCAACAUAGGUACACCGCAUCGCUGGAGCUGGUUGACUAAAUAAUCAGUUGUCAGUAGAUGUCUUGUGGUAGUAGUACAGCGUUGAUACUACCGGGUCGGCAAAAAGGACCAAAGGUGGCCCUGGUUUCCAGGCAUCACCUGUCCACCACUACUACUUCCUUGGAAAUUUGAUGUCAUGUUUGAGAAUUAAUUAUUUUACUCAAAAGGAAAAUAGAGUUUGUUUUUAUUACCUUUAAGGUAUCGUAUUUGUCAGCAUAGAUGUGAUGGUGGAAAUUGUAAGUGAACACUUAGGUUUGGAAAUUAUCUUGGAAAAUAUGUUAAUCAAUGCUAUAAGGUGUUUGCUUUUCCUCUGAGCACUACAUUGACAUCGCAUCACAUGGUUCGCAGGUAACAUUAUUCUAUUAAGAUUUAAUUUUAGUCAAUUACAAAACGGUAAUCGAAAUUACCAGUUUUUAGAUCUUAGUGCAAAAGUGCAAUACAAUUUUAUAUUUUUAGUGAGGCUACGUACCCUCUUAUGAUUCAAAUAAUUUUUGUAGGAAUGAAUGAGAUGUUUAGGAAUUUAUUUACGUACUUAAAUAAGUUGUUUGACUAUUGUUUGUUGAAUCUAAAAAAUAAAGUAC
Molecule: messenger RNA, 6616 nt
Organism: Acanthoscelides obtectus
Lineage: Eukaryota; Metazoa; Arthropoda; Insecta; Coleoptera; Chrysomelidae
Source: the annotation of a GenBank genome assembly